AAUAGAAAGCUUGUAUCCUACACGAUACUAUUUAAUAUAAUAGUACGAAUGUAAAAUUAAUUUAUUUCUCUGGUCCGAACAAAUAGUCCAAGAUCAACUGUUACCUCCCUGGCCGCUCACGCUUGGUACACUGUCCACCAGACCGGUAACCUACCAGCGCCACCAUGCUGAUUGUUAUACUGCAAAUUGUAUGUGUCGUGUUCCCAGCGCAAGCCGUCCUUUUGAAUUUCGACACGGGACCCAUUCACAUCCACAAGAAGGCCAGAGGUCCCCCGGAGUUGGAGUACACCCCACUCCUACCGAAUGAUGUGGUGGCCACGCAGAACGCGGACAUAUUUCUACAAGAGCUCCUUCCUACAUUUGAUACAAAACUAAUGAGAUCUGUCAAUCGUUUCGUUCUACAGGAAGUAAAUGCCGUAGUGGCUCUACAUCUAUACGAUUUUAUGAUCCAAGGUUUUCAGCGCGCUACCAUGGAUAAUCUAGCAGUUCGUCUUGGAGAAAAUGUUAGAGUGGACUUCAACUUGAGUGUCCCCUUUUUAUCAGCAAACGGUGUAUUUUUUGUAAACGGAUUGAUAGAUAAACAUCACUUCGCUUCGAUCGGCAAUAUUAGCACAUUUUCGAACGAUGUGAAGGUUUCAGGAAUGCUGACUGUAGCACAAUUGAUGUUACCUUCAAAUGUGAAUGUGUUUCAAAUCGUGGACGCCGACAUCACCAUAGACGUCCGCAAUAUUAUGAUUUCACUUAAAAUACUUCAAGAAAUAGCGGAGCUCCAAACAACGUUAGAGGAAUUUACGAAAAAGCCUUUAGACGACCUCGUCAAUUCAGUAUCUAGAGUAGUGGUGAAGCUGAUUAACGAGGAACUUGCGCAGAUUCCUGUGAGGUUUGUCGUCGACUACCUCGUACCGCCUAAACCUUCCGACAGGAACCGCAACUUGCAUCUUAGAGCUCCAACUAAUCCACACUACUCAUAUGAGUACUUAAAUGAAUAAAAGUACUAUUAAGAACGACUACUUACUUGGUACAUAAUACACACAAUAUAGUAUAUAUU
Molecule: messenger RNA, 1048 nt
Organism: Spodoptera frugiperda (fall armyworm)
Lineage: Eukaryota; Metazoa; Arthropoda; Insecta; Lepidoptera; Noctuidae
Exons: 6
Coding region: 165-989 (274 amino acids)
Source: RefSeq, a predicted model, not a curated record